CGGCCGUAGCAUCACAGUAAAGAGAGUGACACCCUCGAGCCUCUGAAACCACGUAUAAGAACUGUAAGAGUUGGCUGCUACUUUUUCGCACUUAUUUACACCAUCCUAACAGUAAAAGAACUCCACCAUGGUAUUGUCAGGAAGAUCAUCUAGCUGGCUUAGACUCCUAGCUAUCAGUAUGGUACUCAUUGCUCUAGUGGAUGUCACACUCUCCGCCAGACCCGGAAAUCUACAGUGGCUUUAUGGUCAAAGCGGCAAAAAAAGGUCGAAUGAAAACAGCGUCACAUCGAGUGAAGAAGAUGGGCUUGGAUUAAUUCAGCCACCAACGGAGGGAAAUGAAAUAAGAAUCACGUCAUUCUCGGAUGAGGCUGUCGGAUCAUUGGUUAAAAGAUUGCCACCAUUUUGGAGACAAUUUGUGUUUCAGUUAGUGAAACUGAGCAUGAUGUACCCAGCUUCGGAGGAUAUACUGAUGGCACAAGAAUAAGCGUGGCGACCGGAAGUGACGAAAUAUUAAACCCGCAACGGACCACGGACCUUGAAAACGACAUCGAUCUCGUCACAUUGUUACUUUCUUUCAAUUAGUUUUUUUUCGAUAAUGCUAUUAGAACUAGACUAGACAAAUAGAUUUAAUGAAGUAUACAUAUUUCUUUUUUUCUGUAAGAUACAAUUUUAAAAAAUGAAUUUGAAGCUGACUAUGCACUUGUACAUUUCAUGGAGAGAAAAAUUCCCAUCAUGCUUGUUAGUAGAAUAUACUUAACACUAGUAUAAAC
This is a messenger RNA of Saccoglossus kowalevskii, 770 nucleotides long. RefSeq lists its product as uncharacterized. The record is from RefSeq and is a predicted model, not a curated record. Lineage: Eukaryota; Metazoa; Hemichordata; Enteropneusta; Harrimaniidae.